This is a messenger RNA of Spea bombifrons (plains spadefoot toad), 3698 nucleotides long. RefSeq names its product amyloid beta precursor like protein 2 (gene APLP2). Gene Ontology annotation, biological process: axonogenesis; central nervous system development. Gene Ontology annotation, cellular component: membrane. Gene Ontology annotation, molecular function: serine-type endopeptidase inhibitor activity; transition metal ion binding; heparin binding. The coding region runs from base 48 to 2330 and encodes 760 amino acids. The record is from RefSeq and is a predicted model, not a curated record. NCBI's taxonomy places the organism in Eukaryota, Metazoa, Chordata, Amphibia, Anura, Pelobatidae. The transcript has 18 exons.
UUCCUCAGUAUAGUGCUGGCCACCAAGCUGUGCGGAUCUGUGGAGAGAUGGGGAGCCUGUCCGCUGUGUGCGCCCUCUUCGCCGGGGUGAUAGUGCCCACCCUGGCCGGGUACAUUGAGGCACUCGCUGCUAAUACCGGCAUCGGAUUUGCCGUGGCUGAGCCGCAAGUAGCCAUGUUUUGUGGCAAACUGAACAUGCAUGUAAAUAUUCAGACUGGAAAGUGGGAGCCGGACCCGUCCGGGGCCAAGAGCUGCUUCGGGACCAACGAAGAGGUUCUUCAGUACUGCAAGGAGGUGUAUCCAGAACUCCAGAUCAGUAACGUGGUGGAAGCGAACCAGCCUGUGAGCAUCGACAACUGGUGCAAGAAGGGCAAGAAGCAGUGCAAGGGGCACUCCCACAUCGUGGUGCCGUUCAAGUGUCUGGUGGGCGAGUUCGUCAGCGAUGUGUUGCUGGUCCCAGAGAGAUGCAAAUUCUUCCACAAGGAGAAGAUGGACGUCUGCGAGAGCCACCAAUACUGGCACAACGUGGCCAAAGAGGCCUGCAUGACGGAAGUCAUGCUCUUGCACAGCUACGGCAUGUUGCUGCCGUGCGCCGUCGACCAGUUCCGCGGCACCGAAUACGUCUGCUGCCCUCAAACCAAAAUCCUCGACGAGGCUCUGUCCAAGGAGGAAGAAGAGGACGAGGAAGAUGAGGACGAGGAUGACUAUGAUAUGUACAAGAGCGAGUUCCCGACAGAGGCAGAUGUAGAGGAUUUCACAGCUGCAGCGGAGGAGGAAGAAGAGGAUGAAGAUGAGGAUGAAGACGAUCAUGAGUUUGUUGAGUUCCGCGAUUAUUAUUAUGACAAAGAAGAUGACUACGGCGAGGAGGCCGCGGUGGAACCUACUACAGAAGCCACAAACGGGAGGCCUGUACCUGGGAAAGAUGUCCUCUCUGACGUGAAAGCUGUCUGCUCCCAGGAGGCCAUGACCGGCCCGUGCCGGGCUAUGAUGCCGCGAUGGUACUUCGACGUUGGCCAGAAAAGGUGUGUCCGGUUUAUAUACGGCGGCUGCGGCGGCAACAGGAACAAUUUUGAGUCAGAGGAUUAUUGCAUGGCCGUUUGUAAGAUAAUGAUCCCGGCCACCCCGGCCCCGGCCGAUUACGUGGAUGUCUACCUAGAAACUCCUGCCGAUGACAAUGAGCAUGCGCGCUUCCAGAAAGCCAAAGAACAGCUGGAGGUUCGCCACCGGAACCGCAUGGACCGGGUUAAAAAGGAAUGGGAAGAGGCUGAGAUUCAGGCCAAGAACCUGCCAAAGGCUGAGAAACAGACGCUCACGCAGCAUUUCCACUCCAUUAUUAAGGCUCUCGAGAAGGAGACUGCCCACGAGAAGCAGCAGCUGGUUGAGACCCACCUGGAGCGCGUCGAGGCCAUGCUGAACGACAAACGCCGCGUCGCGCUGGAGAAUUACCUGGCGGCGCUGCAGGCCGACCCGCCUCGCCCCCGCCGCAUCCUCCAGGCCCUGAAACGUUACGUCAGGGCGGAAAAUAAAGACAAACUCCACACCGUCCGUCACUACGAACACGUUCUUGUUGUGGAUCCAGAGAAGGCCGCGCAGAUGAGAUCCCAGGUUAUGACCCAUCUCCAUGUGAUUGAAGAAAGGAUGAAUCAGAGUCUCUCUCUGCUUUACAAGAUCCCGUACGUCGCGGAUGAAAUCCAGGAUGAAAUUGACGAGCUGUUCCAGGAGCAGCGGGCAGACAUGGACCAAUUCACUUCUUCCUUCUCCGAGUCCCAGGGAGACGUCCGGGUCAGCGAGGAGGAGAGCGAAGAAGUGCCGCUCGGAGAGGGCGAUCCUUUCCGACCAUUCCAGGUUAAAAGCAUCCCAGCAAUUCCAGAAUCUGAAGAAACACAACCGGAUUCGUAUCAUCCCGUGAGAAAAGGCUCCGGGAUGCUCAAUCACAACACCCUGAUCGGUGCGGAGGAGAAGAUCAUCAACCGGAAGAGCAAAGCGGAUCAGAAAGUGGUCAUCGACGAGACGGUUGACGUGAAGGAAAUGAUUUUCAACGCGGAGCGAGUCAGCGAACUUGUGGACGAGCCGGAAACAAAGGAGUCCAUGCGCAACGAGUUCACUUUCAGCAGCGGGACUCUCAUUGGACUGCUGGUUAUCGCCGUAGCCAUAGCAACAAUCAUUGUGAUCAGCCUGGUCCUGCUGAGGAAGAGGCAAUACGGCACCAUCAGCCACGGAAUAGUGGAGGUGGACCCCAUGCUGACCCCCGAGGAGCGCCAUCUGAACAAGAUGCAGAACCACGGCUACGAAAACCCAACGUACAAAUACCUGGAGCAGAUGCAGAUCUAAAUGCCACGCGGAGGGGGCGGGGCAGGGGCAAGGGGGGGCGGGGUAGGUGACAAAAGCCCAGGCGGGAUAUGUAAUGGGUAAAAGGGGCCAAAGAAAGGGGAGGGGCAUUGAUUUGAGUUUCAGCGACGAUCGGUCGCCGUGUCGAUAGAGACGACCCGGCCUGUUGGGCACCGGCGGACUCUUAAUUAUCACUUCCAAGAUUAAUAUUCCAUUCCUUUAAACGGGUGACGGAAAUAGAGAGUUGAAGCCGAGAUCCUCGGCAGAUAUUUUAUUGAUGAUCUUUUAAGAUGUAGUUAUUUGUUUAUUGAUUUUUAUUUUAAAUCAAAUCCAGUUCAGAUCACUUGUGUCUCUUCUGCAUACAUUAUAAAUAUAUAAAAAUAUAUAUAAAUGGGGGGGAAAUGUUCAUUUCUGUUCUCGAUUUUCAGUAGAAUGCUUGUUUAUGCUGCAUCUUUCUAUUUUACCGGCUUAUUUAAAAAAAAAAAAAAAAAAUGGGGGAAAAAAAGUUGUUGGCAGGCGUAGCCCCGGACGGCAGCUUCGCGGGGAGAAGACCCGGCGCGUCUCAUCGACGUACCCCUGAGCUGUCUAGCGGCGGGCGUCUCACCGGCUUCUCAGACUUUCAUUGUUUUAAUGCGUACUACUGAUUCUGGCCCCUUGUUUGGGUCCGUAUGUUUGAUUUUAGGGGACCACCCGACAUUCACCCAACUUCUUCUCGUUAUGUUGGCAUAGUGCCCAUUCCACCCGGACCCCCGGUCCGUUCCCGGGCUGUAUAGUCAUUUUAUUUUGUAUGGCCUUGCUAAAUUGUUACUAGCGCACUUUAGAAAGCCCUCGGAAUCAACGUUUCGGCAGCAAGAACAAGGCUGCCGGCGGACAUCGCAUGACCACAAAGCACAAGCUGGCAGCUCUCCACCCGGGAGGCAUGUACCACCACAGCUCAUUUUAACCAUUCAGCUGCCAGAGAAGAGACCCCUGGCACACUGAGGGUUAAUCGCUGUGUGGCCUGCGCCCCGGCCCUGCGAGCGAUAUAUAAAACGCGGCGCUUGCUUUUCCCCCGGAGAGUCGAUCGUCCGCAGCCCCCCGUCUCUGUGAAGCUUGUAUCCUCGAUGUUUGCUGUCACCGCAUCUCCCGUUCGAUUAUUUUCUAAAUUCCAAGGUUCUGGUAACCUGUGAUGUCUUUCGAUAUUUACUUCCUUUUUUAUCGUUUUUUCCCCUAAAAUUUUACUGUGAUGUUUGAAAUUUUUUUUUUUUACGUUUUCUAUAAUUUCUCGCACUAUGCACAGAUUUAUCUUUAACCUGCAAGAUCCCUUUUGUGUGUUCUGUGGGGAAUGUAAAAAAUCGGAAAACACGUCAAUAAACACUAACUUCCAUAGGA